CAAAAUUAUAGCGAAUUGAGCUUGGCACCGUUACUUAGAGUCGCGCGUCGUUAUUCUUCCCAAUCUGACAAUGUCAGCAUCUCCCGACCCUUCGACCACACCAACUAUCAGAGUGGAAGAGCCAGAAGCUACCAUCGAGAAUGAGCCGUUGUCAAGCCCACAAGUCCCCUUGUCACCGAGUCAGAACGAACUUGGAACUGAAGACCAACAAGAUACAGAAGUAGACCUAGUCAAGGAAGAUAGCUAUGAGGCACCAGCUGUAGAAGAUAUCCCAGAAAAUACGUCAGCCGGAUCAGAAGAUACCGCUAUACCUUUAUCAACAGUGGACGAGAUAGAUAAUAGUCAACGUGCCUCGAUGAACGAAAGUCCUUUGUCGACAUCCAUGGCCGAUUUUUAUCGAGGAAAGUCUAUUCUUUUGACUGGUUCAACUGGAUUUCUGGGGAAAUCGAUAUUAUGGAAGUUGGUGGAUUCUUUUGGGGCGGAAAUAGACAAGAUAUAUCUUUUGAUUCGCUAUGGCAAUAACAAGCGCAAGAUUGGCGGGCCCCAUGAAAGACUUCAAAGUGAGAUAUUAAAUAACCCAGCUUUUACGUCUCUGAGAAGAAAAAUUGGCGCCAACAAAUUCGAUACCAUCAUUAAGACUAAAGUCAUACCUGUUGCCUGCGACCUGAUAUCCCCAGAGCUGUCUAUCUCACCUGAAGAUAGAAGCAGCAUCAUUUCUAAUGUCAAUGUCGUUAUACAUUGUGCGGCUUCUAUGGAUCAUGACGAAAGGCUGGAUCUUUCUUUGGAGACAAAUACGUUGGGCACCUUACGGCUGAUGGAUUUGGCUGACGACUGCGAGAAAAUGCAGGCUUUCGUUCACGUUUCGUCUGCCUAUGUCAACUCAAAUUUACCCGAUGGCGAAGUGCAAGAACUCGUUUACCCUGCCGGUCUUGAAGACCCGGAAACCCUACUCAAGGAGAUCGUGUCGUUGGAACUUAUGGAUAUCCCGAAGAUGACACAAAGGAUAUUAGCAAAUUAUCCGAACACACAUCUUUUCACCAAGGCUCUUACUGAACAAUUAAUUCUGAAACGAGCAGAUAUCAACCGAGCAGAUGAGGCUCAAGGUGGUAAAAGCCAAUGGCCUAUUGCUAUUGUACGACCAACACAACUGGCAGCUGGUAUUACGGAGCCACUGGCCGGUUGGGCCGAUGGAUUGACAGGAGCAAAUGGCACGAUCCUACUCUCCGGAAGAGGGUUCCAAAUACUUCAACCCAAUCAAGGGGAUUCAAUUGCAGAUAUUGUACCGGUUGACUAUGUUACUCGCAUCAUUUUGGGAGUCGCCUCCAAAAUACAGGUUCCUGGUACUGAAUUCUUGCUACCAUAUGCUUAUGGCAACCGUAACAGCGGUGAGCAACAAGACAUUUUUCCGCAUAUAUACCAAGUUACUGCCGCCCCAUUGAACCCCAUCAACUGGAGAGAAGUAUACGAUGGCAUUCAAGAGUACUGGAUGAGGACAACAAGCGUAGUACUUCCCAAGUCUCAAGAUUACUUUGUCAGUAAUAAGGCCAUGUUCAAGGCCCGCUUCUUUAUGAAAUAUCAGCUCUCCAACUCCUUUGCAACAGUAGCGAACGCUGUUGUGACCGGUGAUAACAAGAGCCUGAACACCAUUGCCAAAAUGACCAGCUAUGCGACUAAAAUAUUGGAAGCGAACCAACCCUUCAUUAAGCGUACCUGGGCUUUCAGCAAUGGAAAUUUAUGGGAGAUACAGAGACAUUUAGCAACUGAAACUGCAUUCAACGUUGAUGCGUUUGGAGAGAUGGAUUGGCAUAGCUACAUCGAGCACUAUAACCAUGGCAUGCAUCUGUAUGUAGCUCAAGAAAGUCAAGGACUCAGAUCAAUAAGCGCUCCUCCUGGUUGGGACUGUGCAACUCACACAAAGAUGAUUGGAUUUCAGAGCUUGGCCAUCGAUAAACAAGUUGAAUCCAUUUUAUUUAGCAGCACUGAUAUAGAGAAACGAUCUCAACGAAUGCUGGCUCAAGUCAUACUUUCUUUGGAAAGCACUGAUCGUCCAAGAGAUAGGCGAAUGGAUGAUGAGUGGGUAGCUGAUUUUGAUACCAGUCUUGACGAUUGGUGCCAUGACGAUUCCGAGGUGCUCAAGGAUGGUACAACUAUCAGCGAACGUGGUAAGGAGUUGGGCAGAUGGAGAGCUCACAUUGGUGACAACGAUGAUAUUGUCAAAGUCAUUGUUUUGAACGAUAGCAGAGUUGGCAACAGUAUCAAGCAAAUCACCGAAAGUUCAGGGGUGCCUCAACAAACGGUAGUUGGCGAAGCAACCAAAUUGUUUCAGAGGAUGAAGGAGAGAACUCAGCUGGCUUAUGUUUGGUUUGCUGGACAUUUCCUACACCUGCUUCUUCAAAAACUCUUUGAGAAUGUUCACAUACGAGAAGCAGAUGUCGCAAUACUCAAGAGAGCAAUUGCUGGCAAAAAAGUUGUUUAUGUACCGACGUCUAAAUCGCUGGUGGAUAAUUUGGUUGUGUGGUAUCUCACUUUGCGAUACAAACUACCAGUUCCGGCUAUAGCCUGUGAUGAAGCACUUGGACUCUUAGGACCAAUAUCGGAUGUUCUCCGCAUCAUGGGAACGUUUUUCAUCAAGCGUAACCCUGAAAGUCGAUCACCACUUAACAAUGCGGUUACAGCCGCAUACGCCCAAGUCAUGCUUCGAGAGCACGGCGCACUAUCCUUCAUGCUUGAAAAGGCGAGAUCCCGAAGCGGAAAGUUUCAAAAGGCAUACGAUGAUGGUCUUGUAGGCAUGGUGCUUGAAGCAGCUCUUGAAAAAAAUCAAGAAAACAGUAACGCUGAGCUAAGUCCCACUUCACCCUUGACACCCAUACCGUCUGAGAAAAUUUUGGACCAAGAUGUAGCAUUUGUUCCUAUCAACAUUGUCUACGAAAGUGUGCCGGAACUGUCAGUUUUGAUCGAUCAAGUUCUCGAUCAACACCCUACAACGAAUACCAACACCUUAUCUGUUCCUCUGCUGGUUACCAAGCCAAGUGCAGCUUUGGCAGGUCGACACAAGGAAUCUGAGCACCAUCAUAAUGGAAAAUAUGGCCGCGUUUUUGUCAAUAUUGGCGAAUGCGUCAGUGUGCAAGAAAUCGCUGAGAAUGCAAAGGUGCAAAAGUCAGCUGCUUUUGAUACCAGUAAGGGUCUAUCGUCGCUUUCCGAACGAGUCGUCAAGGCAAUCCAACGAGGUCAGCGUGAGAGCGUGGCCAUCAGCCCAGUCUCUUUGGUGGCAGCCAUUUUGCUCUAUGGAAGAGCUAACAAUGGUAUCUCACUUGGCUGUGUAAAGGACCAUAUGGAGUGGAUUCGCACGGAACUUAAGGAGAGAGACGUCUAUGUUGAUUGGCAAGAUGGAGAAGAUAUUGAAUCUGUGAUUUUUUAUUCCCUCCGGAUAUUGGAUGGCCACAAGAACAUUAUCAUCGAAGACAAGCGGGUUUCAGAUAAAUCGAUCAUUCGUGUUGUCGAUCAUGCUGACAAUGUGUUGGCGGUGUCAUAUUCCGCAAAUCAACUGUUGGACUAUCUGCUGCCGGACUCUCUCUUCUCCAUUGUCUAUCUUUCUUUCCCAUCCAAGACUGUCCCUCAACAAAAGCUACUUGAACGAUUCCAGUUCUUAACUAAGCUUUUCCGUCUCGAGUUUGAUUUUACAUGGGAUGAAGAGCAGAUGUUUGAUGAGCUGCUCAAACGCUUCCAAGAUAAAGAGAUCAUAACUAAAGUUGAGGGUCAAAACGAUGUUUACAACAGGGCGGUAAAUUCAGAAAGUGAUGAAGCAGAGCAUGAAAAGAUCUGCUUACUUGCAUCUCUACUAUACCCAACACUUGACUCCUACUGGAUCACCAUUUGCUCAUUGUCUGCCCUCGAAGACCUCCCAUAUAUUCCUCGCAAGCUUGCACCUAUCCUCACACAGUGGAUUGCAACUCAUCUUAUCAGUGGACGCCGUACCUCCUAUAGAGAGGUUCUCUCGACCGAACUUAGCGGCUAUGCAGUGGACGCAUUCUUGGCUUUAGGAUAUAUAAACCAAGUUCAUUGUAAAGAAAAGCUAACACCAGAUGCUCAAAUACUUCUUUUGGAACUGGGUAUAGUAACCAAUGAAGAUCUCUUGACGGCUGCAACUAUAGAGCAAGAAGUGAAGGACGACGGUGCAUCUGAAAUUGAAAACCUGCCAAUUUCAGAAUCACAGCAGGUAAGGCUACAACCAAUUUACAUUAAUGUUAGUUUCCGAAAACCAUUGAUCUUACAGGCUAAACGAUUAAAUGUCUUUAGGAAACAUUGAAAGCAGAGAGAAAGGAGUUGGCAGAUAUUGCAGCCAAGGUGGAAAGAUUGUCAAAGAUCUCACAGCUUUGCAACGACAUCGAGCUUUUACGUUUCGAUGCUGCGUCUCACUCUGAAAAUUAUCAUCAGAACGCCCAAGUUUUCCUAAAGUGCCAGCGGCAAAUCAAGAGUAUUCUUCGUGCGGAUCAA
Messenger RNA from Umbelopsis ramanniana AG, 4494 nucleotides. RefSeq lists its product as uncharacterized. The transcript has 6 exons. The record is from RefSeq and is a predicted model, not a curated record. NCBI's taxonomy places the organism in Eukaryota, Fungi, Mucoromycota, Umbelopsidomycetes, Umbelopsidales, Umbelopsidaceae. Gene Ontology annotation, cellular component: intracellular membrane-bounded organelle. Bases 71 to 4306 code for a protein of 1411 amino acids. Gene Ontology annotation, molecular function: acyltransferase activity; alcohol-forming very long-chain fatty acyl-CoA reductase (NADP+) activity. Gene Ontology annotation, biological process: long-chain fatty-acyl-CoA metabolic process.